This is a messenger RNA of Ricinus communis (castor bean), 1844 nucleotides long. RefSeq lists its product as uncharacterized. NCBI's taxonomy places the organism in Eukaryota, Viridiplantae, Streptophyta, Magnoliopsida, Malpighiales, Euphorbiaceae. The transcript is spliced from 4 exons. The record is from RefSeq and is a predicted model, not a curated record. Gene Ontology annotation, molecular function: RNA binding. Bases 311 to 1648 code for a protein of 445 amino acids.
GCUAAAUUCUUUCUCAAAAAAACAAGCCAUAUUAGUUACACGACUGUCUUCAAUCUCGUUUUGGUCUGUUAUUUCUAUCUAAACUUUCUCCUUUUACCAUUUGGCCUCGAUAUUUUUAGACCAUGAAAAAUUUAAGCAGUGGCGUCGCCCGGGCUCGAACCGGAGACCUUCAGUGUGUUAGACUGACGUGAUAACCAACUACACCACGACACCAACGGUGUUCACCCUAUGUGAUUAAUUUUUCAUUGGCAAAAGUCAGGAGAGUGGAUUAGACCAAGAGCAGUAGUAGCUGUAGCGAAGAGAGCCAGAAAUGAUGGUGAGCAAUUCAAUCUCUCUUCUUACUAUCCCUACUACCACUGCCUCUACUUCCAAUUCAAUAUCCUUUCGUCUUCUAAUUCCAAAUGGAACUCUUAAAUCAUUUUCAACUGUGUCACAGUUCACUCUCCGCUUCAAGAACAACACUUUCCUCUCUUCUCCGCUACCAUCUCAAACUACCCUUUUUAAUUUCCCUUCUCUUUCGCUCAAAAGGUGCAAUCUUUUUUCUCUUUAUGCACUGAAGAAAAAACCCAGAAAUGGCAGCACUGCCCUCAUGGACAUGAGUGACUUGGAGGAUGAUGAUGAUGAUUUUGAUGAUGAACUUGAUGCUUUUGAUGAUGAUUUCGUUGAUGAGGGUGACGAGGAGGAGGAAGGGAUGCUUUUGCCAUUUGGUAAAAUGAAAAAGUGGCUAGAGAACAAGCCACGUGGGUUUGGUGAGGGGAAGGUUUAUGAUACUUUUGUUGAAGAUAAGCUGCUUGAAGAAAUUGAACAGAGUAGAAAAGCACAAGCUGCUAACUUGGAUACUCUUAAAAAUAACCCAGUUAAGCCUGCAUCCGAGAAAGAUGGUCAAAAGAACAAAGUGGCUGAAGUUGUACCUAGUGGCAUUAGAGUGCGCAUUAUCAACCUUCCAAAGAAAAGGAACAUCCACAGAGAUCUACAAUUAGCAUUCAAAGAAGUUCCUGGUGUUGUUAAUAUAUUCCCAGCAGUUUCUGGAAAUAAGAAGACGAAAGACCCUGUUUGCAAGGGCUUUGCCUUUGUUGAUUUCAAGUCUGAGGAGGAUGCUGAUAGGUUUGUGCAACAAUUCUCUGGACAAAGUAUAGUAUUUGGCAGGAUUCAGAAGCAGAUAAAAUGCAUGAUGACAAAUGGACACUCUUCCAACUCUUCUGAUGAUGAAUCAGCAAGCAGCUUCUAUUCUGAUUCAAACUUGACAGUUCCUGCUCUUGAAGCAGAUAUAGAUGCUAAUGCUGAUAUGGAUGACUCAUGCUCUGAAGAAACUUCAUCUGAUGUACCUGAUGACAUGGAUGAACUCAGAACAGAAAAAUUGAAAGAUGUUACUGAUAGUCUGGAAUCUUUCAGCAUAUCAGAUUCGGAUACUGGUGAUAUAGUGCAAGCGAUUGUGAAACCUACGACUGGUUCAUUUUCCCAGAAGAAGCAAGAUAAACGACGGGCUACUAAGAAAAAGGUUAGGGCAAAAGCGACAGCAGAGAAGGCUCCCAAGUUGGAAAUCCCAGGAUCUGCAAAGAGGUUAAAGAUCAGGGAGAAGGCCGUGCUAACUGAUGUGUUUAGUAAAUACGGUUCGCAAUCUGCUAUAGCUUCAGUAGAAGAGAGCUAAUCCACGUCCUGACUUCCAAUUCUUUUGAAACAUUAUACUAGCACCCGUGUCCAUGGAAUCCAAACUAUGUCAUUUAGAAUUAGUACUCCAAAGAGAAGAGAUGGAUAUUGUUUGUGAUCUACAUGCUAUACUCCCAAGACCGGCUUUCCAGUUUCAAUUUUGUAUCACAUAAAUUUUUAUCAUUCUUAAUACGUUA